AUGAUGACAAGUCUGUUCGUAGCUGAAUUGACGGAAGUCUCUAACAAUGUCUUUCACUCAGUCCUGAAAAGUCGAGCCUUGGCUAGGGACCAUCUUCUGUCCAGCGAUGGCCUUGAGACUAUGCAGAGCAGGGUCGACAACUUGAUGACAGACGUGACUUCGUGGACGUCUAAACUUAAUUCCAGUAGCAGGUUCUCGCAAAUUCAAUUCCUCACGCGUGUGAAGUCGCGACAUCCCGAUCGUCGCCGAUUAGCAGCAAAACAGCGAAUGACCGCAAAUUGA
This is a messenger RNA of Protopolystoma xenopodis, 282 nucleotides long. The record is from the annotation of a GenBank genome assembly. Lineage: Eukaryota; Metazoa; Platyhelminthes; Monogenea; Polystomatidea; Polystomatidae.